This is a messenger RNA of Asparagus officinalis (garden asparagus), 1686 nucleotides long. RefSeq lists its product as uncharacterized. Lineage: Eukaryota; Viridiplantae; Streptophyta; Magnoliopsida; Asparagales; Asparagaceae. The transcript has 7 exons. Bases 1 to 1518 code for a protein of 505 amino acids. The record is from RefSeq and is a predicted model, not a curated record.
AUGUCUGUGAUUUUCAAACUACAGGAUUGUAUUGAUAGGGUUCAACGGAGAGCUGCAGAGUUGGAAUCUGCAAAAGAAAGAUAUGAUGCUGAGUGUGAGACAAUGAGAAAGCUGUUCCCCAAUGACAAUGAGCUCUUGCAAAUUCAACAAAGAGUUUCAAAUGUUCUUGUGCAGGGGUGUGGACAUCGUGUAAGUACCUGUAACGAUGAAACAGCUGAGAGAAACAUUGUUGAUGAUACACCUAACAUGAACACAAAUGUGAGUAGAGAUAUGCAUGCUUCCCCUGCUGUUGAUCCAACAUCAGCUGAGAUACCACAAACCCAAGUCUCCCCAAAUUUUAUUCAAGAAGUUGAUAAGAUUAUAGAGACUGAUACUAAGAAUGAGACAGUGGAAAUGGUAGAUAUUGUUCAGGUUGCUAAACAAGUUGAAUAUGAAGUCACUGAUGACCCUGUAAAAAGAACUGAUAAACAAGUUGAAGAUGCUGCUGCAGUAGAUGAAUGUAAACAUAAGAAAGUUGAGGUGACCGAAAAUAAGGGAGAUGCGGGAAGGAGGAAAGAAAAGAGGAUGGUGAAGCCUGCAACGUCUCUUCGGUCACCAUGGGUGCAGAGGGUAUCUCAGAUUACUGCUAGGCAAAGUCAGCUGGAAAGCAUCAUAUGGAAUUGGGUACAUAGAGAAAAAGCAAGGCAUUCAGCUGAUGAUUCUGAUGAAGAAGAGGAUUUUGAAGUGGUUUUUAAGUGGAGACAAAUUGAAUGUUUCUUACUGGCUUUCAAGACUUUCCUUCCUGAUGAGGACAUUGAGGCAAAUUUAAUCAGCAUUUGGUCCUAUAUUUUGAACAGCAGAGAAAAAAUGAAGUCCGAAAAUUCUCCACUUAGAUUCUUCUGCAAUGUUGAGACAACCUUUUGCAACAUUCAUCACACAGAUGAGGCCAAUGAUGAAUUGAGAUACAGUCGUUUUGCUUCCCGGAUGGAUGAGCAACUUGCUCUGUAUCCACAUAUGAAGUUUAAUGAGAUUGAUAUGGUCUUCUUCCCCAUAAAUGCGUUUGAGCAUUUCUACAUUGUGUGCUAUGGGCUAAAGAAUCCAAGUAUGGAGCUGAUUGACAAUAGCAAAAACUGCCCAGACUACAAGGAAAAAUACCAAGGUCGUCCUGAGGGUUUGCACCAGAAUUUUGUGAGAUAUUUGGCAGACAAGAAACAUCACAAGGCGAGUGAAAUAAUUACAUUAACGCCUGACAGACUUGAGAUGGAGUGGAGAACGACCAAAAAUACAUAUGAUUGUGGUAUUUUUGUCAUGAGACAUAUGGAGACCUACAUGGGCGGUGGUACAGCAAAUUGGAGCUCUGGUUUUCAUAGAGAGGGUGAGCGAUUAAAAAAUCAGCUACAUAGACUGAGGUCUAUAUACUGUUGCCAAAUUCUUACUGAACCACCAAAUGAAUUGGCCAAAGAAGUAAUUAGCAAAGCCCAACAGCACCAUGCUGAGACUGGAAAUAUCAAAAAAGAGAAGAGGAAGACCACAAGAUGAUCUCAAAGAAAAUGAUAAUCUGUAAUCACCAUAAUUUACAAUGUUGAAGUUUAAAGUUAUUGAGUACAUUGUCACUAUCUGUUAUUUCUAGAUUUGUCAUAAUUUUCAAUGUUGAAGUUUACAGUUAUUGAGUACUAUAUAAGAAUAGAUUUGUCAUAAUUUCGAUUU